AUGCAGCCGUUCAGCAUUCCCGUUCAGAUUACACUCCCGGGUGGCCGGCGACGCCAGGGGAGGGCGGCCUCUUCUGCCUCAGAGAGGAAGAGAAAGGUAGACCACAAUGAUGGAGACCCACCAGAUGUGCACAAGAAGCUACCGUCCAGUGCUGGGGAGGACCGAGCCAUGCUGCUAGGGUUUGCAAUGAUGGGCUUCUCAGUCCUGAUGUUCUUCUUGCUUGGAAUAACUAUCCUAAAGCCCUUCCUGCUCAGCACUCAGAGAGAAGAAUCAAACUGCACUGUCGUCCACACACAUGUCACGGAUGACUGGGUGGCCUGGGCUUUCACCUGUGGCGUGGACUGCCGAGGUCAGGGCCAGUACCCAUGUCUUCAGGUGUUUGUGACCCUCACCCAUUCAGGCCAGAAAGCUCGCCUACAUUAUAACAAAGAGGCUGUCCAGAUAAAUUCCAAGCAUGAUGUUACAGACUGCAAAGUUCAAGAAAAGCAGACAUUGACAGUUUCCGAUGAGCACAAACAGUAAGUGCAGUCACAGGCCAAACUUCUUGCUAGGAACAGCAAGACUGGGAGGUCGUCUUAA
Molecule: messenger RNA, 579 nt
Organism: Diceros bicornis minor
Lineage: Eukaryota; Metazoa; Chordata; Mammalia; Perissodactyla; Rhinocerotidae
Gene: KCNMB3
Product: potassium calcium-activated channel subfamily M regulatory beta subunit 3
Exons: 4
Coding region: 1-522 (173 amino acids)
Biological process (GO): detection of calcium ion; potassium ion transport
Cellular component (GO): voltage-gated potassium channel complex; membrane
Molecular function (GO): calcium-activated potassium channel activity; potassium channel regulator activity
Source: RefSeq, a predicted model, not a curated record